Molecule: messenger RNA, 546 nt
Organism: Rangifer tarandus platyrhynchus (Svalbard reindeer)
Lineage: Eukaryota; Metazoa; Chordata; Mammalia; Artiodactyla; Cervidae
Source: the annotation of a GenBank genome assembly
AUGGGAAACUUGUUUGCAGAGAAACUGGAAAAGACCCCAAGGUUAAGUGCCCGCUUCGGGACCCAGAGGUCCUCUGAUGAUGGUGAGAAUGAUGGUGAUUGUGGCAGUGAUGGUGAUGAUGAAGGCCUUCGCCUGCACACGCUCAUCAAGACCCCUGAGAGGCCAGCAGUGGAGAGGAUGGUGAAGGGCUGCUGCUUUGAGGGCUCCCAAAAGGAUGCAGUUUCCAGGAACGUCUGUGAAAAGCGAUUGUGCAUAGACUGUGGCCCUCUUUGGGAUGUGACCCAUGGUGCUGAGAAGGGCACGGGAGGAAUCGUGGGCGUGACAGGCGUGGACGCCACAUGGGCCAGUGCCUGGCUUUCUGGACCAGGUGUCAGAUCCUCCCCGGGCCGGCUCUGCGAGCAGCAGAUGUGUCCCAGGGCCCCCAGGAAGGCUCAGAAAGGAAUGGCGUCCCCAGGCCGGCCUGUGGGCAGCGUCCCCAGCACCAGGUCAGGCCGCCAGAGAAAGAAGGGCAGAGUCAGCUGGCCGGAGGGACUGGAAUUUUCCUAG